Molecule: messenger RNA, 1577 nt
Organism: Ochlerotatus camptorhynchus
Lineage: Eukaryota; Metazoa; Arthropoda; Insecta; Diptera; Culicidae
Gene: Pbgs
Product: Porphobilinogen synthase
Exons: 5
Coding region: 396-1379 (327 amino acids)
Biological process (GO): heme biosynthetic process
Cellular component (GO): cytosol
Molecular function (GO): zinc ion binding; porphobilinogen synthase activity
Source: RefSeq, a predicted model, not a curated record
UGAUCGGUUUCUGAUUUGUUUAUAUCUUUUUGUUGCGAUAGUUAAUAUGUUAUUCUGAAAGCCGCUGCAAAUCAACGCUUACUGUGAUACAACAGAGCAAAAGUUCCUCCGCUACAUACCAUCAAAAGAGACAUCAACUCUCACACAAUCACAAUUUCUAACCGGUCAACUGAUAGAUUGCCUGUCGAACUACCUAUUUACAUUCCUCAUACUUCGCCGCUACUGUCCUCGAGCAGAAAUUACACAAUCAUCCUCGUACCUCGUAUCGGUGCAAUAUAGUGCGAUAGAGCAUCAGUCUACGUUCGGUGAUUUGCUCUUCUUAUAUCCGUUUCAAUUAUCAGUUCCCACAGUUCAAUUGACGAGCAGUCAAAAAUUCACAAUCAUUCCCCCUCGAGAUGUCGUCCCUAACGAAGCUUCACAGCAGCAUUUUCCACCCAACGUUACGGAAACUCCAGUGUCAGGAUGUGGACAUUGCGGCACACAAUCUCAUGUACCCGGUGUUUUUGGUGGAAGACGAUGAAGCAAUUCAGGAGAUCACGAGCAUGCCUGGCGUAGCCAGGUAUGGUAUCACCACCCUGAAAAAGCAUCUAACCCCACUGGUCGAGAAAGGCCUGGCGUCCAUCUUGCUCUUCGGAGUGGUCGAAAAACUCCCGAAAGACCCCUCGGGCAGCGGUGCAGAUUCUGCCGACAAUCCUGUCGUCAAAGCGCUUCCCCAGCUGCGCCAGUGGUUCCCGGAUUUGCUGAUCGCUUGCGAUGUCUGUCUCUGCCCCUACACCAGUCACGGUCACUGCGGAAUCCUCACCCCCGACGGAGUGAUCGAUAACGAACCCAGCAUCCAGCGGAUGGCGGAAAUCUCGCUGGCCUAUGCGAAAGCCGGUGCCCACAUUGUGGCCCCGUCCGACAUGAUGGACAACCGCAUCUGGGCCAUCAAGAAAAUCCUCCGGGAGAACAAGAUGGAAAACACCGUCUCGGUUCUGUCCUAUUCGGUAAAGUUCGCUUCCGGCUUCUAUGGCCCGUUCCGGGAUGCGGCCAAGUCGGCACCGGCUUUCGGAGACCGCAAGUGCUACCAGCUGCCACCGGGAUCGAAGGGGAUUGCCAAACGGGCAGCGAAACGAGACGUCGAAGAAGGCGCUGACAUGUUGAUGGUUAAACCGGGCAUGGCUUACUUGGACAUAGUCAAACAAGUCAAGGAUGAUUAUCCGGAACUGCCACUGUUCAUCUAUCAGGUCUCCGGCGAAUACUCGAUGCUGCUGAACGCCGGCAAAAUCGGUGCCUUCGAUUUGCGAACCGUCCUGUGGGAGGUGCUGAUUGGGAUGCGUCGUGCCGGAGCAGAUUGCAUCAUCACGUAUUUUACGCCCACACUGCUGGAUUGGUUGUGAUGGCUGUCUAAUGACAAAACUGUGCGAUGUAACUGGAAAUCCAAUCAAAGGGGAAGUUACUGUAAUCUGAUCGACAUGAGUGUUAGAACUUGGAAGCGAGUGUAGGUGUAGGGUGUGAUUUGUGUGAAGAUUCAAAAUCAGUCGUAGUUCUGUGCAAUGGUGCAAACAUUUAAAAUGACAAUAAAGACAUCAUAGCAA